CUCUCUCCCUUCCCUCCUCCACGCUCUCUCUCUCUCUCUCUCUCGCUCUCUUCUCUCUGGUCCUUUAAGCCUGCUGCAUAACAGGAGCUAUCCAGUGCUGAACCAGACUAUUUUUUAUCUUUUUGAAAGCUGGGGGAGCCAUAGAGUAACACACAGCGUUGCCGUCAGCCUUGUUCUCCACUGGUUUCCAUUUUCUUUCCUUCUCUUAUGUUUUUUAGAGGGUUGUCUUUUCGUUUAACACAAGGAUUACUACUACCGUCAGCAGCAGGCUCCAGCUCUGCCUGUUUGCUGCUUUCUUUGGGGGUCUUCUCUUUUCUUCUCAUGCGUGAUUCUCGGGUCUGUGUGUUUUUUAUUCUUUGAAACAUGCCCCGUUCGUUUUUGGUGAAGAAAAUCAAGCUUGAUGAUUUCUCUUCAUCCAAUGCUGCCUCUAAUCACCAUCACCACCUGGACGACUCGUUCACUCCUUUCUCACGCUCCAUCACUGACUCUGUGACCAACUUGGGGGUUCGCCUCAGUGAGAAUGGCUACAUCCAGGAUUACAUCACGCCAUCGGUAUACCAGGGGGAGAAGAAGAUGGAGCUCAAGCUGGCCUCGCCCGUCUCUGACCCCCUUUACACCCAGGUGAGCAGCGGGGGCGAGGAGUACUGUGACCCUGACCUGGAGCACCCUGAUAGCCCCCAGUCCGGCAUGACAGCCAGCGGCUUCUACAGCGGCGAGGCGGAGGCCCCGACCGAGGGUUACACCAUGGAUGCCUUCUUCAUCUCUGACGGGCGCUCGCGGCGGAAGGGAGACGGCGAUGGCCGUAAGGGAGGUAGUUCUGCCACGUCCAAUGCCGAUGCCACGGAGGAGAGGGAGGCCGGGGCCGCUGGUACGGCCCGCCACUCCUGCAACGAGUGUGGCAAGACCUACGCCACUUCAUCCAACCUCAGCAGGCACAAGCAGACGCACCGUAGCCUGGAUAGCAAGAUGGCGCGCAAGUGUCCCACCUGCGACAAAGUGUAUGUGUCCAUGCCGGCGCUGGCCAUGCACAUCCUCACCCAUGACCUCAAGCACAAGUGCGAUGUGUGCAGCAAGGCCUUCAGCCGGCCCUGGCUCCUGCAGGGCCACAUGCGCUCGCACACCGGGGAGAAACCGUUCGCCUGCGCCCACUGCGGCAAAGCCUUUGCUGACCGCUCAAACCUCCGCGCCCACAUGCAAACCCACUCUGCCUUCAAGCACUACCGCUGCAAGCGCUGCAAUAAGACCUUCGCCCUGAAAUCCUACCUGAACAAGCACUAUGAGUCAGCCUGCUUCAAGGGAUCUGGGGAUGAAGAUGAGGACGAGUCCUGCUCUGAGAACUAGCUGGUGGAACCAGGACGGAAGCAGAUUUUGGAACCCUAGGUUCUACAACCAAUAACCCCCUUCACUCUGCCCUACAUCCCUUUUUUCUUCCCUUUUAUAGAAAGCAAUAUUUUCACUGAGAUUACGUGAAGAAACUGUUCUGAUUAUGGCAAAGACAAUUUCAAAAUAUGCUGGAUUCCCCCCCCCCUCCCCCUGCACAGUAGCUAAUCGUCCACAGAUACAUACAAUCAAAACACCCAUCCCCCAAAUAAAGACUUGUUUUUAGCUCACACACACAAACACAAGCUCACGCACACACAAACACACACCCACAUACGUACACACACACAAUUAUAUAUGAGGCCUGGCAUGUGAAUUUUUAUCAAUGACUAUAAUGAUAUUGAUAUCAAUAGUAAUAAUAUUUAGAUUCCUGAUAUUUUAUAGAAGAUACUACAGGAAAAAAAAUAAACAACACAAAAAAAGGACAGUAACAGUGUUCUUUUGUUUUUUAGAGACAAAAAUGACCUCUUGUAUUUUUAUGCUGCUUUUUAUUUGCUAAGAAUUGAAUUCUUUUGCAACUGCCAACAUGAACUUUUUAUGAAAAUGUGAAUUAUGACAGUAUUUUCAAAAAAUGGGAGAUCAUUUAAAAGUUAAAAACAUACCCUUUUUGUCACACAUAUGUUUUUAAUUCAAUAGGUGUUAUUUUUCUAUUGUCCGACUGAAUUUGUUGUUUAUUUUUUGUGCCAAUUCUUCCUUGAUUUUUAAAAGCAAAGCAUCUUUGUAACUGUGGGUAUUCCAAAAGCUUCCAGCCAAACCUAUUGAACAAAACCUAAAGGCAAACUACAUCAGCUGAGAACAAUUAGGAUCAUGACCCAGGGGUCAUUGUCAACUCCAUCAGACCAGUUGUUCUGAGUUGUUAUGGGAAACCUGUUGAACAGGUUGUGUUAUCACAAGAUUCCGGCGGCAAUCACAGUAUACGCUCUUCAUCAUACUGGUAACUAGAACUAAAAUCACACUGGGAGCCAAACCAAAUCUACCGAUCUGUUGUUAUAAGUGCCAUGUGCAUUGUGCAGUGACCUGUCUAUAGCAAUGAAAACCAUCCCUGUUCUUCCUCCACCGCAGUGGCUUGCAUGAACUUUGCCACUCUGUGGUGUUUCCCUCAGUCUUACGUAAUAAGCAAUGUUCAUUAUACACUCUCUGACGUGCCCCCCUCUUUUUCUAUUACCUCAAUAAGGAAAAGGUAUGUUCUCAUGACAUGCACCCUCAGUUACAAAGGAUUCGUUUUCUUGUAUUUAUAUGUUGCUGAAAGCUCUUUCUACCAUUAGAUGUCAAUCGCCCUACUACCUUGUACAUAAUGUAUUUCUCCAUUUAUGUAACUAUUUAUUUAUCUGUCAAUGUGUCUAUGUAUUUUAUUUAUUCAUUUACAUGAUUGUUAAUUUAUUCAUCUAUUUAUUUAUGCCAUUACAAUAUUUGUCUAUUCACGUGUUGAAACCGGACUUUCCAUUGACCUUGUAAAGAUGCUGCUGAUCUUUAAAGAAAAUGUUUAUAUGCAUGAAACUGUAGAGAGUCCAUUGGACUUUGUUUUUUUAAAAGAGGAACAAUGUCUCGUAUCAGCGGUAACUUCAAACACAUGAUGAAUGCAGAUUAUAUUUGUUUCACGGCAAUAAUAACUUCACUGGUACGGCAAUUGACAUGUAUAUUAAUAAUAAUCGAAGCUGUCCUGUUUGCAGUCAAUUUAGGGCAAUAAAAUGAAACAGAUGAACAA
Messenger RNA from Oncorhynchus gorbuscha (pink salmon), 3085 nucleotides. RefSeq names its product transcriptional repressor scratch 2-like. Gene Ontology annotation, biological process: regulation of DNA-templated transcription. The transcript has 2 exons. The record is from RefSeq and is a predicted model, not a curated record. NCBI's taxonomy places the organism in Eukaryota, Metazoa, Chordata, Actinopteri, Salmoniformes, Salmonidae. Bases 364 to 1341 code for a protein of 325 amino acids. Gene Ontology annotation, molecular function: DNA-binding transcription factor activity, RNA polymerase II-specific; RNA polymerase II cis-regulatory region sequence-specific DNA binding.